UCUCCUAAAUUCAGAAACAAAAUAUAUAGUUGACCCACCCAAGAAAUCAACAAAAAGUUAAUUCCCACGUAUCCGUUCUAUAUAAAACAAAAAUAUAUAGUCGUUAUACAAAAUCAUAUAAGAAAAAUAAGUAAGUUGGAUAACAAAUAUAAAAAAAUGGAUAUUACAAGAUCACUCGGCGUAGCCACCGUCCUCGUAAUUAUCUACUCCAUUCAAAUCACAGCACAAAUGGAACAAACUGAGGAAGCAAUGCGAUGUGUAGAAAAACUAAUACCGUGUCAUCCGUACAUUAACACGGACUCUCCUCCGCCGCCAUGGUGUUGCAAUCCGGUGAAAGAGAUCGUCGAGAAAGACGUGACAUGUCUAUGCGGAUUCCUCAACCAUCCGGACAUGCUCGCACUCAUUAAUAUCACUCAAGAUGACGCUCUAAAUCUCAUUAGUUCAUGUGGAGCUAGUUAUGAUGAAUCACUUUGUAGCAAUAGCACUGUUUCUUCGCCUGAUACGUCGCCGGGAGCUACGACCACCGAGAGCUCUUCUGGCAGCACGACGAAAAAUGCAGCCCUAGCUAUCAGUUUCUUGGGAUUUAGCUUCCUUUGGCUUUGAGAUGAUUUUGAUUCUUCUUAAAACCAGAAAUGAAGUUUAUGUUUUCAGAUUUGUAUACGUCUCAAUUUCAAAUUACAAUCACGUUUGUGGCUGAAACACAUAGUAUGUCCUCCGUAGUAUUGUGUUUUGUAUUAAUGUCAUUGUUGUCUCAUAAGCCAGAUUUAUGAUUAGAAA
Messenger RNA from Brassica napus (rape), 777 nucleotides. Its product is annotated as non-specific lipid transfer protein GPI-anchored 8-like. The transcript is spliced from 3 exons. The record is from RefSeq and is a predicted model, not a curated record. NCBI's taxonomy places the organism in Eukaryota, Viridiplantae, Streptophyta, Magnoliopsida, Brassicales, Brassicaceae. Bases 157 to 603 code for a protein of 148 amino acids.